Micropterus dolomieu (smallmouth bass) is the source of this 1173-nucleotide messenger RNA. It is a transcript of the gene prokr1b, whose product is annotated as prokineticin receptor 1b. Gene Ontology annotation, biological process: neuropeptide signaling pathway. Bases 1 to 1173 code for a protein of 390 amino acids. The record is from RefSeq and is a predicted model, not a curated record. Gene Ontology annotation, cellular component: membrane. Gene Ontology annotation, molecular function: neuropeptide Y receptor activity. The transcript has 2 exons. NCBI's taxonomy places the organism in Eukaryota, Metazoa, Chordata, Actinopteri, Centrarchiformes, Centrarchidae.
AUGGGGGACUCAAACAUCAGCCACAAGGUAGUAGCUUACACAGAGAUGCAGGAGAGUCUCCCAGCAGGCAAGUUGGAUCAUUACAUGGACAACUAUGAUAUGGACUAUGGCAUCCCUCCUGAUGAGAUCCCAGACACCACGCAGGGCCUGGCCUUCUUUGUGGCCACCAUUGUUAUCGGCGUGGUGCUUGUUUGCAUCAUGCUUGUCUGCGGGUUGGGGAACUUCAUCUUCAUUGCCACGCUGACACGCUACAAAAAGCUCCGCAACCUCACCAACCUGCUCAUUGCCAACCUGGCCAUUUCAGACUUCAUUGUGGCAGUGGUGUGCUGCCCUUUCCUGGUGGACUACUACGUGGUGAAACAGCUUUCCUGGGAUCACGGAUUGGUGCUGUGUGCCUCUGUCAACUAUCUCCGGACCGUGUCCCUCUACGUGUCCACAAACGCAUUGCUUGCCAUUGCAGUUGACAGGUACAUGGCUAUAGUCUAUCCUCUGAGGCCUCGUAUGAAGUACCAAACUGCCUACUGUCUGAUAACAGGAGUCUGGAUUGUUCCCAUUCUGAUAUCUAUUCCCUCUGCUUACUUUGCCUCUGAGACCAUGUACCCUCAUGGCGGCACCACUCCCACCACUCACAAAGUCUUCUGCGCCCAGAUCUGGCCUGUGGACCAGCAGGCCUACUACCGAUCCUACUUCCUGUUUGUUUUUGCCGUGGAGUUCGUCGGGCCUGUGAUCGUCAUGGCAAUCUGUUACGCCCAAAUUUCCCGCGAGCUCUGGUUCAAGAAUGUCCCAGGUUUCCAGACGGAGCAGAUUAGGAAGAGGUUGCGUUGUCGCCGUAAGACAGUGAUGGUCCUGAUUGGGAUCUUGACAGCGUACAUCCUGUGCUGGGCACCAUACUAUGGCUUCACCAUCCUGCGAGAUUUCCAUCCAACACUCAUCUCCCGCCAGAAGAACUCACUGGUUGCCUUCUACAUCAUUGAGUGCAUUGCCAUGAGCAACAGCAUGAUAAAUACCUUCUGCUUUGUAAGUGUCAAGAACAACACAGUGAAGUACCUGAAGAAGAUUGUACUGCUGCGCUGGAGGUCAACGUAUGCCCCUAGUAAGACUGUGGAUGAGAUGGAUAUGAGGACCGCCUCCAUGCCUGUAACGGAGGAGAUUGAAUGCAUUCAGCUGAGGUGA